This is a messenger RNA of Blepharisma stoltei, 1596 nucleotides long. NCBI's taxonomy places the organism in Eukaryota, Ciliophora, Heterotrichea, Heterotrichida, Blepharismidae. The record is from the annotation of a GenBank genome assembly.
AUGAAAGUAUUGGUAUUCCUCACCAUACUCAGCCUCGCUUUAAGUGGGUCCACCUUCCGUUCAGUCCAAUUUUCUCCAGUAUCCGGCGCGACUAAUGUAAUUAGAGGUCUCCUCAAAGGAAUUGGCUCAGAAAUCACAACUGACGACAUCAAGCCAUGCCUAGCAGACAUAGACGAUAUGAUCCCAGACCUUCAAGAAGCAAUUAGCUAUUAUAAUCAGCACACUUCUGAAAGCUACAGAAGCUGCCUAUUACUUCUUGGCCUUGCCCUCAAAGAUGUUCCAUCUGCAAUAGACACAUGCAAAGGCGGUGCAACCCAAGCUGCAAGCAUUAUUUCUGAUGCUUUAAAGACCUUUACAGACCCGUCAAGCUUCCCAGGCGACCUUACCAAAGCUUUGGUACUGGAUGGAAAAGAUAUUAAAGUCAAUUUCGCCCAAGCCGCAAUUAAAUGGAGCAAAAGUGACUAUGAAGGAUUCGGGUUCAGCAUUGGCCAAGCCAUGUAUAACGUAUUUCAGACCCUUGAAGAAUACAAUCUCAUGUCCUUACACAUCAGUGCCUCAAGCCCUGUUGACAUCGUAAAAGGAUUUUUUGAAGCUUUUAAAGAAGAAAUUGUCACUGCAGAUGUCAAGCCUUGUUUAAAAGAAGUCGAUGAUAUGAUCCCUGACCUAAAAGAAGCAAUUGAAAGCUGCAAACAAGAUACUGCUGAAGGUGUAAGAAAUUGCUUAAUUUACCUGACUCUGGCAGCUAAAGCUUUCCCAACUGCUUUGAGCACAUGUCAGACUGGAGCUUCCCAAGCUUUAAAUAUUGUGACUGAUCUUGCGAAAACCAUGCUCAAGCCGUCAACUUUUUCAAGCGACUUCGUAAAAGCUUAUGUCUUGGAUUCAAAAGACAUUAAAAGCUCACUUGCCCAAGCAGCUUCAAUGUGGAGUAAGAAUGAUAUGGAAGGGUUUGGAUACAGCCUUGGACAGACUUUAUAUGAGAUGUAUAAUGUACUGGAAGAGUUCAAUGUGCUAUUAGGAUCAAGCCAGGAUGCUUCUCUUGAGUUAUUAGAUGGGUUCUUGUUUGGAAUUGCCUCAGAUAUGUAUAAUGACGAAAUCAAAAGCUGUUUCGCAGAUAUUGAGACAGUCGAAAAAGACAUUAAGGCAUUUUUCACUGAAAUUAAGACAGAAACCUUACUAUAUUUUUUAUAAAAAUAUUUUUAAAAAAAAAUUAUUAUUUUAUGAAAUUUUAAAAUAAAAAAUAAUUAGAAAAAUAGGUUAGAAGGUAUGGUCGAAGGCUUCAAAACUCUUGGAAACACCCUUGAUCAUAUUAACAGUGCUAUUGCUGAAUGCAAGUCAAAAGCAACUGAUGUCAUUGCUAUAGUUUCUAAAGCGUCUAAGCAAUUUAUUUCUCCAUACACCUUUGCUUAUCAUGUUGGCAGAGCAAUCCUUGUCAAUGAAAAGCAAAUUUACAAUGAAAUUACCACUGCUAUGAGAGCUUGGAAUAACGCAGAAUAUUUCAACUGUGGCUACAACAUUGGAAAAGCAGUCGUAAUUGUUGCUCAAGAUAAAGCAAUUGAGCCUGCUUAUAAUGGUGCAUCAAGAAGAAUAAAGCAUUAA